ACUAAAGGGCAAGACUAAGGCAUCCUGAAUUGGGGCUAGCAGAGGGUUAUUAAGGCUGGAGUGGGAGGAUGCCCAGGGUAUUGGGGUCAGGAUGGCAUUAGUCCUACUGAAGCCAGGCUGGGCUGAUUCAGCAUUCUGCAUGCCCCAGCCAACCCCCAACCCCGACGGCUCUUCACUUCCUUGGGCAGAGAUGGGAGAUGGCGCCGGUGCUGCCCGUGGUGCUGCCCCUCCAACCCCGUAUCCGUCUGGCGCAGGGGCUCUGGCUCCUCUCCUGGCUGCUGGCACUGGCCGGUGGCCUCACCCUCCUCUGUAGCGGGCACCUCCUGGCACAGCUGUGGAACCUUGGCACCUUCCUGGCUCCCUCUUGUCCAUUCCCUGCCCUGCCCCAGACUGCCCUGGCAGCAGGAGCGGUGGCUCUAGGCACAGGACUAGGGGGCGCAGGAGCCAGCCGGGCGAGUCUGGAUGCAGCUCGAUACCCUCCUUGGCGAGGGGUCCUGAGUCCACUGCUGGCAGCUGGCACAGCUGCAGGCGGUGGGUUGCUGGCCCUUGCCUUGGGGCUAACCCUGAUUUUGCCUGUAAGUCUGCACCAGGGACUGGAGGAAGGUCUGGAGGCUGCCUUGGUUCACUACAAGGACACAGAGGUGCCUGGCUACUGUCAGGCCAAACGACUGAUGGAUGAGUUGCAGUUAAGGUACCACUGUUGCGGACGUCAUGGCUACAAGGAUUGGUUUGGUGUCCAAUGGGUCAGCAACCGUUACCUGGACCCCAGUGACCAAGAUGUGGUUGACCGGAUCCAGAGCAAUGUGGAAGGGUUAUACCUAAUUGAUGGAGUCCCCUUCUCCUGUUGCAACCCUCACUCACCCCGGCCUUGCCUGCAAAGCCGACUCUCAGAUCCCUAUGCCCAUCUGCUCUUCGAUCCUCGACAGCCCAACCUAAACCUCUGGGCCCAAGGGUGCCAUGAGGUGCUGCUGGGGCACCUGCAGGGUUUGUCGGGCACACUGGGAAGCAUGCUGGCUGUCACCUUCUUGCUGCAGGCUCUAGUGCUCCUUGGUUUGCGGUACUUGCAGACAGCGCUGGAGGGGCUUGGAGGAGUCAUUGAUGGGGAAGGAGAGACCCAGGGCUAUCUUUUUCCUGGUGGGCUGCGAGAUAUACUGAAAACUGCAUGGCUACAGGGAGGGACUGCCCACAAGCCAGCACCUGAAGAGGCCCUACCAGAAGAGGAACCUCCCAAGGAGGUUCUACCUGAGGCCUAGUAACCUAAAGUGUGGGGGGCGGGGGAAGUGGACAAAUAUGGAAAACUUUACUCAGGCUCGGGGGAGGAGAGGUUACAGGAGUUAGAGCAGUCAGAGAUAGACUAGAACGAGGAGGAGUCCAGGUAUCCUGGAGCCCAGCCUCUGCAGCCAAACCCACCAAGAUUGAGAAUAGAUCAGGGUGGCCGGAAAGUGACACCCAAAGGACUGGAGACUCUUUCUAGUGUACAGAUUCUCAAAUAAAGUUUUUGGAUGGAA
Messenger RNA from Cricetulus griseus (Chinese hamster), 1508 nucleotides. The record is from RefSeq and is a predicted model, not a curated record. Lineage: Eukaryota; Metazoa; Chordata; Mammalia; Rodentia; Cricetidae.